AUGUUUGCGGGUGGGUAUGCCGGGGGCCCCCCUCAGAGCCUCCGGGACCGACGGCGGUCCAGUUACUAUCCCCCUGAAAACAUGCAGAUUCCCAAACCUCCAGCGGCUGGCGUUCGCAGGAGCAGCAGCAGCGGAAAGAUGUUGUCCAUGACGUACAGCGACAGCAUCCGGAGUGGGAUCAACCGCUACCACUCUGAGCAGGGUCUGAACCAGCCCCCGACCCGGACCACGGACCAGGCCGAGCUGCAGCGGUUGAGGGAGCAGAGGAUCGCAGCCCAGAUCAAGAACAUGGAGGAGUUUCUGAAGAUGAAUGGGCUGGCCCUGGAAGAAUGUGUGUCCUUUCAGACCGGGAUGAAGUACAGGUAUGGGUGA
Messenger RNA from Knipowitschia caucasica, 372 nucleotides. The record is from the annotation of a GenBank genome assembly. NCBI's taxonomy places the organism in Eukaryota, Metazoa, Chordata, Actinopteri, Gobiiformes, Gobiidae.